GAGAGGGUUUGUAUUUAGGGUUUAAGCGUGCAGCCCCUGUUCGUUACCAAUUCCAUUUCCAUUCUGCAAACUACUUCUCGCUCUCUGCUUCUACCAUGUGGGCACUUCGUCGAGCUUCUCUUCGUCUCAGGAGCCAAGGACUGAAUGCGGGAGCUACUCGUGCUUCUUGUGUUAAAUUAGUGCCAUCCACUUGUGUGGAAAAUGAAGAUGGUAUCCAUCAGUCUCAUCAAAUCACUUGUGGUAGAUUUCUGUCGGCUGAUGCAUUUUCCCGCGGCGGAUGCGCUUCCCUGAGUUUUGCUGUGACCAGGCGUGAGCUUUCCUCGCAAGCUGGUGCUAGCAGCACGAAGGAUGAUGAUGAUGAUGAUUUGGAAGGUGAGUUGUCUGAGCUGGAGGUGCACGGAAGUAAUGAUGAAUCUGAUGCAGACCUGUCUGAUAGUAAGGAGGAUGGUGGAACUGAGAUUGAUCCAACCAAGAAAAGAUCACAGGGUAGACGGACUGAUUCAGAACUAUUCAAGGCAAUUUUAUAUGCUCCUGGUUUGUCUGUUGAUUCUGCUCUCGAUAAGUGGGUUGAAGAAGGGAAAGAAAUAAGCCGGAAGGAGAUCUCAUUGGCUGUGCGGAAUCUUCGGAACCGUAAAAUGUACGGAAGGGCUUUGCAGCUCUUUCAGUGGUUAGAGUCAAAAAAGAAGCUUGAAUUUAUGGAGAAUGAUUAUGGUUCUCAACUAGAUUUAAUUGCCAAGUUGCAUGGCCUCCCAAAGGCAGAGAAGUACAUCGAGAGUGUUCCAGAAUCUUUUAGAGGCGAGCUAUUAUACCGAACAUUACUGGCUAACUGUGCUAGUCAGAACAAUUUGUCGGCAACGGAGAAAGUAUUCAACAAAAUGAAGGACUUGGAUUUACCACUUUCAGCAUUUACUUUUAACCAGUUGCUGCUUUUGUAUAAGAAGAUUGACAAGAAGAAAAUUGCUGAUGUGUUGCUGCUGAUGGAAAAAGAGAAUGUCAAACCUUCUAUUUUUACGUACAGAAUCCUAAUAGACUCGAAGGGACGGUCCAAUGAUAUUGCUGGAAUGGAGCAAGUGUUUGAGACAAUGAAGGCACAAGGCAUUGAACCAGACAUCCAAAUACAGGCACUCUUGGCUAGGCAUUACACCUCAGCUGGGCUUAAGGAAAAAGCUGAAGCUAUAUUGAAGGAGAUUGAAGGUGAACACUUGAAAGAGAAUCAGUGGGUAUGCCCAACUUUGCUGCGUCUUUAUGCAAACCUGGGAAAGGCUGAUGAAGUGGAGAGAAUUUGGAAGGUCUGUGAAUCAAAGCCUCGGAUUGAUGACUGCCUGGCUGCAAUCGAAGCUUGGGGAAUGUUAAAGAAAAUUGAAGAAGCAGAGGCAGUUUUUGAGAUGUUGUCAACGAAAUGGAAACUUAAUGCUAAGAACUAUUCAGGUCUUCUGAAGAUUUAUGCAAAUAAUAAGAUGCUAAAGAAGGGUAAGGAUCUUAUUAAGCGAAUGGCAGAUAGUGGGUUGCAAAUAGGCCCAUUGACCUGGGAUGCACUUGUGAAAUUGUAUAUCGAAGCAGGGGAAGUCGAGAAGGCAGACUCAGUUUUGCAGAAGGCAAUCCAACGGAAUCAGUUGCAGCCAAUGUUUACGACCUUUAUGGCUAUUUUAGAGGAGUAUGCAAAGAAGGGUGACAUCCAUAACUCGGAGAAGAUUUUCCAUAGAAUGAGAAAAGCUGGUUAUACGUCUCGAAUAAGUCAGUUCCAAGUUCUAAUACAGGCAUAUAUAAACGCCAAGGUUCCAGCAUACGGGAUAAGAGAGAGGAUGAAAGCUGAUAAUCUAUUUCCCAAUAAAACGUUGGCUAACCAGUUGCCUCUAGUUGAUGCAUUUAGGAAUAAUGCAAUUUCCGAUUUGCUUGAUUGAGGAAAUUGGCAUAUUCGGUAUUAUGCCAGGAUUGUUUCUACUUUCCAUGCAACUAUUAUUAGGUAGUUGAAUUGUAGAUUUCACAUUUGAAGUUUAAAUGUUUUGGCUUGUACUGCUAUUUAUAAGUUAGAUACACUUUUGUCUUUAAGCGCAUAUAUUAACGCUUAAAUACUGGUUUUAUGAUUUUAUAACGUCCGUUUGAUUUUCCGGGUAA
Cajanus cajan (pigeon pea) is the source of this 2115-nucleotide messenger RNA. Its product is annotated as pentatricopeptide repeat-containing protein At1g80270, mitochondrial. Lineage: Eukaryota; Viridiplantae; Streptophyta; Magnoliopsida; Fabales; Fabaceae. Gene Ontology annotation, molecular function: protein binding. Gene Ontology annotation, cellular component: mitochondrion. The record is from RefSeq and is a predicted model, not a curated record.